UGUGUGUGUGUGUUUCAGGGUGCUGAAGGAGCAGUGGAUUCGGGCGAAGUACGAGAGGCAGGAGUUCAUGGAGAGCGGCAAGAAGCUGAUCUACGAGGACGAGACACGAGACGGCAUGCUAAUGAAGAGGGGGCGGGACAAUGGACAGUUCUUCAGCAGGCGGUUUGUUCUGUCUCAGAGGGACGGCACACUAAAGUACUUCACUAAACUAGACGCUAAAGAACCCAAAGCUGUUAUAAAAGUGGACACCAUCAACGCCUGCUUCCAGCCGGACAAGAUCGGAAACCCCAACGGCCUGCAGAUCACCUACCUGAAGGAUAACACAACACGAAACAUCUUCAUCUACCACGACA
Puntigrus tetrazona (Sumatra barb) is the source of this 353-nucleotide messenger RNA. RefSeq names its product arf-GAP with dual PH domain-containing protein 1-like. The annotation marks the transcript as partial. NCBI's taxonomy places the organism in Eukaryota, Metazoa, Chordata, Actinopteri, Cypriniformes, Cyprinidae. Gene Ontology annotation, cellular component: plasma membrane; intracellular membrane-bounded organelle. Gene Ontology annotation, biological process: positive regulation of GTPase activity. The record is from RefSeq and is a predicted model, not a curated record. Gene Ontology annotation, molecular function: GTPase activator activity; phosphatidylinositol bisphosphate binding. The transcript has 3 exons.